AUUUUCUGCUUGCCUUUCAGAAAAAAAAAGAAAAAUCCUUCAACAUUCAUUAGCAGCGUGAAAUAGAAGAUCGGGAAAAAAGUGAAGUUAAUGAAACUCUAGGUAUGAAGCCCGGGACCGAGCACAAUUCCCAAUCGAACUUUUAGCAGCGACGACCCAAAAGGGAGACCGUACGCGCAAUCAUGACCGACCACCACCGGACCAACGGGAGCACCGGGACCGGUCCUGGCGGCCACCUCAAACACAACGGCAAAAUUGCUUCUGUCGAACCGCAGCAACCUUCGAGUGCCGUGUCGUCCCUAAAACGCAACAAUAGCUAUCAUCAGCGAUUGAAAAAGUCGUACAGUGAGCAGUGCGCCGAGUACAACAAUGGCCAGCAAUCAACGGACAAGCUGGAGUGCGCGCCGGUGCGCAGCGGGUCGGCCAAGUGGAAGACGAAGCCGGUCAAGCCGGACCAACCGGCAGGUGUCACCUCGGCGGCUGAUGAGUUUAAACGCUUUCACACGCUACGCAACAGCUACGGUGGGAAAUCCAAUUUAAAUGUAAAUAGCAGCACCAACGGCGAGCCCUCCUCGAUGGCGAUAAAAACGCAAGUUCUGCUUCAUCAGCAGAAGCUGAAGGAGUACAGCAAACACUCGACCGUAUCAACGGUGGAUCCCAACAACGAUAGCUACUCGACCUGUUCCUCGUCCCAGUCGGACUAUCAGCAACCCCACAAGCACCACCACCACCACCGGUACCACCACAGCCAUCACACUCAGCCUCACGCUCAAACCCAGUACCAUCAGCAGUCGGUUCAGUACCCGGUGUCGGCGACGGUGGCCGCUACGGCUACCCUGACGCGACCAAGUGGGGCCUCGAUUCUGAAGAACAAGGACUCGGCCGCGGCGACGGCGACCGGGAAGAACUCGCUGAGGCGCGGUGCCGGCGGAUUAAGCACCCUGUCACUGUGCAGCUGCGAGGCGGACACGGAGAUAAUACCAAAUCCAUUAAGGCCAUUAUACCAGUACAGUUUGGACAGGAAGAACCCCCGGCAGCACACCUACACGUGCGAGCAGAACGCCCAGAUACUGAUGCGGCUCGAGAAGGACCGGCUGCGCAAGUUUGGCUCCUCGGGAAAGCUGACGUUUACCUCUUCGACCAACGACCUGACAGUGCUGCCUUCAUCCCACGGCGGCGGUGGACUUCAAAAAUCGGCCACGACAACGACCAUUCCGACGGCGACACCCGGAACAAACGGAAUCGGGAUGACAUCGUCAGCGUCCCAAGCAGCACCGGAACUCCUGGCCGGAAGUUGCAAUAACGAGAGUGGCACCUCGUACGACUACCACGGCGGGAGUAACUACAUCGAGGACGACUCGUACGUAGACGACAUGAUGAUUCCUCCGCCACCUCCCCCGCUGCUGAACCGGCGACCUUCGUACGGCUACAGCUGCAUCAUCCCGGCUAAUGAGACCGUAGUCGGUGGGGUCCCGUCGGCCGCCGCCGCCCUGGCUAAUGACCUGACCUCGACGAUGAGCGCCAACAAUGGCAUCAUUAAUAAUUAUCCCUCGAAUCAGCCGGACUUGUUCAAUUUCGCAUCGGCAUCGGUUGUGGGGACGCUCAAAUCGACGUUGAAGAAUAAAUCAACGUCCCGAGUUGACGGCGGAGUCGGUUCCGGCACGCCCCCGGCCGCCAUCGAUGUCAACAAGCAGCAAGCUAAGCUGAAGAAGAGCGGUUCCAACUUUGACAUAAUGAAUAAUGGCAACGCGAGCUCGUUCGGUGUCGACGGCAACGGGAACGCCGGCGAGAGCACACUUCCGGCGAAGCAGUUUCCACCGUACUAUUUCGACGAUAACUAUCUUAAUCACAGCUUACAUCAGCACUUUUACUACCAGAACCCGGCAGACGGCGGAGGGCUGGGGGUCGUCGGUGGUGGUGUCCCUGGCGGGGGUUUUCCUGUCAGUGGCGUAAAAAAUGAUACCGAAACUGGCCAGAUGUACCUGUACCACCACGAGCCAGCAUCCUACAUGCCGAACUAUGACACGCUGAACCUGUCGUCCGGCAAGUACAACACAAUCGGACCGGGUGGUGGCGGCGGCGGCGGUGGGGGUGGCCACCCCGGGGACUGCAUCGGCAAGUACGGACACCACGCGAGCUCGUGCAACCUGAACCAGUUCAGCGGGGCACCGAAGAGUAAUCUGAUUAGCAGCCACCAGCACCACUUUUCCAACUCGAUCAGCAAUUUCAACUUUAAUCCGUCGCAAUAUUUCGGGACGGGGUUGGAACCGCCGGGUGCGACCAUCAUCGGUGGGCCGGGUGGCGUGAUGGGUGAUGGAUUCACGUCCAGCAUCAGCCUCAACGGGACGCCCAACAAGCAGCAGCAGCAGCAGUCGGGGCAUCCGUGGAAGCACCGGCAGUGUCCCAGCAGGGGCUCCAGCAGCACCGGGUCGGGAUCGUCAAAGUGGGACCUACCUUCGCGCCAGUGGCUCGCGGUCACCUCGAUCCUGCUGAUUGCCGGAGCGGCCGGAGUGGCCGUCCCGCUCGCCUUAAAGGUUUCGGCCGGGGCACCGCUCGAGGAACGGCUCCAGGUCGCCGCCCAGCUGCUCGACACAGUGCCUUUAAUCGACGGCCACAACGAUCUGCCGUGGAACAUUAGAAAGUUUUUACAUAAUCAGCUCAACGAGUUCCGCUUUGACGACGAUUUGCGGCAGAUUCUGCCGUGGUCGAAAAGUGUCUGGAGUCACACGGACCUGCAGCGGCUGAAGCGGGGCCGGGUGGCGGCACAGUUUUGGGCCGCGUUCGUGCCUUGCGAGGCCCAGCACAAGGACGCGGUGCAGAUUACGCUGGAGCAGAUUGACGUAAUUAAAAGACUGACGGAACGCUACUCACCACAUCUGACAGCGUGCACAUCGGUUCACGAUAUCGUGGAGGCGCACAAAAACCAUCAAAUGUGUUCACUAAUUGGCGUCGAGGGGGGCCACUCGUUGGGCGGCUCGCUGGGCGUCCUGCGGAUCUAUUACACCCUUGGCGUGCGCUACAUGACGCUGACCACGACCUGCCACACGCCCUGGGCCGACUCGAACAACGCGGACGCGCCCAAGUACGACGUCAAGCACGGCGGGCUGACCGCGUACGGGAAGACCAUCGUCCGCGAGAUGAACCGGCUGGGCAUGAUAGUGGACCUGUCGCGAUCAUCCGUCGCCACGAUGAAGGACGUCCUGGCGACCUCGCAAGCGCCGGUCAUAUUUUCCCACUCGUCGGCGUACGCCCUGUGCAACUCGAGCCGGAACGUGCAGGACGAGGUGCUGGCGCUGCUCGCCAAGAACCGGGGCCUGGUGAUGGUCAACUUUUACAAUAAAUUUCUCAGCUGCGGCGAGAACGCCUCGGUCCAGGACGCAGCCGCACACAUUAAUCAUAUUAGACAGAUCGCCGGAAUCGAUCACGUGGGACUCGGGGCCGGAUACGAUGGCAUUAAUUUCACCCCACGUGGCCUCGAGGACGUGAGCAGCUAUCCGCGGCUUUUCGCCGAACUGCUCGGCCAGGGCUGGACCGCCGAGGAGCUGGAGCAGCUGGCCGGCCGGAACCUGCUGCGGGUGCUGGGGGCCGUCGAGAAGGUGCGCGAAAAUCAACGCCUGUCGGGGGUGCGCCCGUACGAGGACAUCCCGCCGGCGAUACGACCCGAGGAGCACGCCAACUGCACCACCAACAGUUAAUGAAGCCCAGGUAGCACCACCACCACCACCAUGAUGGUCAAAUCCCAGCGGCGGUGAUUCUCCUUCAGGGGGCGCAAAUCAACCAACCGAGUGUGAUGAUGACUAAUCGCGACUAGAAUACGACUUCAUCGGUGUCGUGACCACGUGACUGCGACUAAUUAUUAGGUACGUUCAGUAGAUAUUUUUAGGGGGAAAGUUUAUAUAUUUUUAGGAUCACAGUGAAUAUCUCCAUGAGAAAUGCCUUUUUACGUGAAAAUAUUUAAUGGAAGGUAGAUAAAAGCGUUACGUUACGUUCAUUCUGUUGAAAAAUUCCCUCUUUGUGGAAAAAUGGAGACAAAGUCAGCGAAACAAUGUAAAGUACUGUGAAGAAAGGAAAACAAAAACUUUUAGUCUGUUUUAAAAUGAAAGAAACUCAUGAAAGAUCUCUAGCGCUAAGCGUAAUCUGCAAAAAUGAGCAAAUGUUUCCACAGGAUGCCGGAAGGAAAGCUUUGCACGUUGUG
Culex pipiens pallens (northern house mosquito) is the source of this 4195-nucleotide messenger RNA. RefSeq lists its product as uncharacterized. The transcript has 11 exons. Gene Ontology annotation, biological process: proteolysis. Gene Ontology annotation, molecular function: metallodipeptidase activity. The record is from RefSeq and is a predicted model, not a curated record. The coding region runs from base 183 to 3695 and encodes 1170 amino acids. NCBI's taxonomy places the organism in Eukaryota, Metazoa, Arthropoda, Insecta, Diptera, Culicidae.